Aedes albopictus (Asian tiger mosquito) is the source of this 2466-nucleotide messenger RNA. RefSeq names its product zinc finger and BTB domain-containing protein 24. The record is from RefSeq and is a predicted model, not a curated record. Lineage: Eukaryota; Metazoa; Arthropoda; Insecta; Diptera; Culicidae. Gene Ontology annotation, biological process: regulation of transcription by RNA polymerase II. The transcript has 2 exons. Gene Ontology annotation, molecular function: zinc ion binding; DNA-binding transcription factor activity, RNA polymerase II-specific; RNA polymerase II transcription regulatory region sequence-specific DNA binding. Bases 138 to 2138 code for a protein of 666 amino acids. Gene Ontology annotation, cellular component: nucleus.
GUGUCGUCGCGAUCGCAAUCGCAAACAUAAACAAGCAAAAUUAGAUGCAAGUUUUGUUGUCCGCUGCGUGAAGUGCAAAAUUAUCGCGUUUUCCGCCUAGCAAUUGGGGCCAUCGGUUACGGAACGGCUGCCCGAAUAUGCAGAAACCGCCUGUACGCCGGAUUUGCUUCAUUCCGGGCUGCGACUCGCAGGUAGGGCAGGUCAUUUUUCUCAGCGCCUACAAAUCGGACGGACUGCAGCGUUGGUGGAGCGAAUCGGCUUGGUCCAGCCAGCGAAAGAGCAAAAUCAUUCCCAAGAAUACGCGGGUUUGCGAAAGGCAUUUCGAGGAGCGGUACAUCGACAGGAGCUACAAGAUGCCUCGGUUGUUCCCGGAUGCUUGGCCGACGAUGAACUUGGUGGAGCCGACGCCGGAGGAGCUGGCGAAGCACAAGGCAGACGGGCGGGGGCGACCGCGGGAGGUGAAGACAGAGUUUUUCAAUCCGAAGGCGAUCUGUCGGUUGUGCGGCAGGAAGGAGAAACGAUCACUGGAAUAUCAACUGGAGCAUUUGAGGGGUGGAGAGAACGUACUGAAGCUUUGCCUGGGUCAGUAUUAUGCGAGGGAAGAUCUUCCGCGGGGCGUUUGUAUAAACUGCAUGGAUUCUGCCGAAUCGUUUGUGGUGUUUGUGACGACGUGCGAGGAGGUUCAGCAUAAGUUAGAUGUUAUGUUCACUGAAGGUGAGGCGCUGAAAAUUGAACCGGAUAUUCCCAUUUUGGAGAAUAUCAGUUUGAAACAGGAAAAGGAGGAAGAAUCGUUCGAGGAGAUACCGGAGGACCAGUACGAGACGGAAUAUCUGGUGGAAGUGGUUGAGGAUCAAAAAGUGACUGAAGUUAAAACAGAGACAAUCAACGAAGUCAGCGAGGAUAAUGAGCACGAGUUUCCCUCACUGGAUGACGAUCAAGGAGCAGGAUCUGACUCGUCCCAUUCACACGAGGAAUACGACAAUGAAGCCAUGAAAAAGUCCCCCAACUAUAACAUUUCAUCUAGUGUUAGCUCUUUCAGUGAUUCGGAAAUCGACUCGGAUGAUGAACCUUUAUCCAAAAGAAUGCAAUCCAGGAAAAAGUCCGGCCCGCGACCUAGACAAACAAUCAAAAUUCGGGAAGAUUUGGGCACGCUGGACGUUGUAGAUGAAUUCCCGGAAGCGGAGAAGAAACCCCGGAAAAAGUCCGUGCCGUCUGUUCCGAGAAAAACUGGUCGUAAACCGUCAGUCGGUCCCGGCGAAUCCAGCCGAAUAUGUCCCAUUUGUGGUAAAAUCCUGGUACACAAGGGCAACUUCACGUCUCACCUUAAAAUCCACAGCGAGAAGAAAGACUACGUGUGCAACAUCUGCGGCAAGCAGUAUUACAUCCGACGGGAGCUCCAAAUGCAUAUCGAGUCCCUGCACGAGAAGAAAACGUUCGUAUGUAACAUCUGCGGGAUCAAGUGCGCCUGGCGGAAGGGUCUGCAGCGGCACAUGAAGAACAAGCACUCGGACGAGAGUUCGCUGAAGCACAAGUGUACCUACUGCGGGAAAGCGUUCCUGCUGCCAAACCAGUUGCGGUUGCACGUCAUGAAGCACACCGGCGAUAGGAUCACGUGCGAGAUUUGUGGAGCCGGAUAUAGGUUUAACUAUAUGCUGACGCAGCAUAAAAUCCGCGAACAUGGCAUGGAAUUUAAGGGUGUCAAGUUGUACAAAACAACCAGUAGAUCCCGCAAGAACGCAUCCGUCAAAGCGGAAGGUAUAGAUCCGGUUGUUGCUGCGGUAGUUCCCAUCACAUCACCUCCUGUGCCCUCCAGCACCCCUCUGCACUCCCACUCCCAGUCAAGUUCCGGUCAUCCGAUCUCCACAGCAGCACACAUGCUCGAACCCAGUCACGAUUCCAUGCUAUCCUCCGAAUCAUCACAGUCACAUACAAUCCAGCAGCAGCAGCAACAACAACAACCACAACAUCAUCAACAGCAUCACCAACCACCGCAGCCCCUACAGCAAUAUCAACAUCCGGUUCCAGCGGUUACGACCCAGCUGGAACGGGUGCACUAUCCACCGGGAUUCGUCUACACUCCUGCCGGGGUACCUCCACCAACUAUGAUGCUUCCACCCGGUCCUGGAUACAAUGGCUAGAAAGAAAAGUCAUUCGACAUAACGUCGUUUGGCAUAGUUACCACUGAACUCAAGAGGCCAUUUGGCAUAAUCUCGCCAUUUUGAUCGACAUGUUACUUUAUUUUUUUAAUAUGUAUGUAGUUGUUCUUCGAGUUUUUUGUGAAAUGGUCGUUAUGCCAAACGACUAUUUGAUGUGUAACUUAUGCCAAACGGCAGGAUGUCAGAUGGCUUGAAGGCAGUGACAGUGAUCUGUGGGAAGUCUGCUGCAUACAAAGAAGGUGAGUAGAAGACUUUUCGAUUUAUUUGCUAAUAAAACGUUCGCGUAUGCGCUAAUGUAGGCAUAAAAACA